Molecule: messenger RNA, 1365 nt
Organism: Alnus glutinosa
Lineage: Eukaryota; Viridiplantae; Streptophyta; Magnoliopsida; Fagales; Betulaceae
Product: probable E3 ubiquitin-protein ligase BAH1-like 1
Exons: 6
Coding region: 240-1244 (334 amino acids)
Source: RefSeq, a predicted model, not a curated record
ACUUAGAUAAUCAAUCAUUUUACGCAAGAGGAAUCUCAUCUUCUCUCUGUGCGUGUGUUAAAAGUCGGUUAAAGCUGUGGCGGAGAAAUUUCCGAUUAAUUGGCUUCUUCUCUCGGGAAUCACCACUUUCUGCUUCAAAUGAAUGCUCUGUAACCAGUCCAAACCGCCAUUAUUUCCCAUAUACAGAGAGAGAGAGAGAGAGAGAGAGAGGGAAUCGGAGGUGUUGUUGCCGGUGGAAGAUGAAGUUUUGCAAGAAAUACCAGGAGUACAUGCAAGGGCAAGAGAAGAAAUUACCUGGGCUUGGAUUCAAGAAGCUUAAGAAGAUGUUGAAGAAGUGCCGGAGCGAUUUUCAGUCCGGCAAUCCCAUCGAUGGACUCCAUCACAACCAAACAUGCCCUGAUCACCAUGACAGCCAAACAUGCCCUCACCAUUGCCCAGUGUGCGAUGGAACCUUCUUUCCUUCUCUUCUCAAGGAAAUGUCUGCAGUAGUAGGUUUCUUCAAUGAGCGUGCCAAGAAAUUGCUUGAGCUCCAUCUUGCUUCUGGCUUUCGGAAGUACUUUAUUUGGAUCAAAGGUAAGCUUAAAAAGAAACAUGUUACCUUAAUCCAAGAAGGAAAGGAUCUUGUUACUUAUGCACUCAUCAACGCCGUCGCAGUCCGAAAAAUACUAAAGAAAUACGAUAAGGUUCAUUACUCUAAGCAAGGUCAGGCCUUCAAGUCACAAGCUCAAAGCAUGCAUAUUGAAAUUCUGCAGAGUCCCUGGCUGUGUGAGCUUAUGGCUUUUCACAUAAAUCUAAGGGAAAGCAAGGCGGAGUCUAGCAAGGCAUCAGCUCUGUUUGAGGGAUGCAACCUCACAUAUAAUGAUGAUGGCCAACCAUCACUUACUUGUGAGCUCUUUGAUUCCGUCAAAGUUGAUAUUGACCUCACUUGUUCCAUAUGCUUGGAAACAGUCUUUGAUCCGGUUGCCCUCACUUGUGGCCACAUAUUCUGCUACAUGUGUGCUUGCUCAGCCGCAUCAGUGACUAUUGUUGAUGGCCUAAAGGCAGCAGAGCCUAAAGCAAAAUGCCCUCUAUGUCGACAGGCGGGAGUUUAUGAAGGUGCUGUACACUUGGAUGAGCUUAAUAUUCUAUUAAGCCGCAGUUGUCAUGAGUACUGGGAGGCGCGGCUUCAAACAGAAAGAGUCGAGAGGCUUCGUCAGAUAAAAGAUUAUUGGGGUCACCAAUGUCAGGCAUUUAUGGGUGUCUAAUUAGGCAAUGCCAUUCCUAGGCAGUGCUGUUUAUUUGAAAAUGUAGACCUAUUUGAGCUGGUUUAUGUUUCUUGUAUAUUCUCUGAUGUGGAAUAAAAUCUGUACAUAGUUUUGGCGAAAA